AUGAACGAUGAUAUUUCACUUAUUCGACAGCGUGUAUUGCAGCAAAUGAUUUGGCCACCACCCAGCUCUUUACCAUCAAUAGUAACAAGUGCACUUCGAUAUGCAAGAAGACUAAAUAGCUCAUGCUUUUGGCCAGAUAUCAAUUAUACAGAUCAGGGUCGUGCUAUGUGGUUGACUGAACAACAUCUAGCACGAUUAACUCUGAUGAUUCAAGCCUUGACCGUAAAUGGUUCAACUGUUCAAAAUGAUACAAAAUUAUUGCAGGCUGCUCAUUGUGCUCUCAACAUUUGGCUUAUCAGAGAUUGGCAAAAUCCUAACUGGUGGUUUAAUCGAAUCGGAGUUCCCAUUAUACUUACGAGCUACUUGUUGAUGUUAGGUGAUAACAUCACGAGUUUUGAACUAGAGAAAAUCAAAGAAAUCUCUUAUCGAGCGAAUUGGUGGAAUGGUGAUCGUUGGACAACGGGUGCUAAUUUAGUUUGGAUGAUUCAAGCUCAGCUAUACCGAUCGCUAGCCACUCGAAACGUGACAGGGAUUGAGCAAGGAUUCAGUCGAAUGUGGCAAGAUAUUACUAUUCAACCACUAGAUAAAGAGGGUGUACAAAAUGACUAUGCCUAUCAUUUUCAUGGAACACAGUUACUCUCAGCUGCUUAUGGGCAAACUUGGGCAAUUAAUAUACUGUCAUUCUUUAGUUGCACUGUUCAAACUCAAUAUGCACCGGAUGCAGAAAAAUUAAUAAUUUUUGCUCAAUUCUUGACGAAAGGUGAUGCAUGGAUGAUAAUUAGUAAUGAAUGGGAUUGGCAUACUAUAGGGAGGGCUGUUGCUCGACCAGACCAAGGUUAUAUUGUAAGCUACAGUACUGACUUCAUAAGAAUUCUGGCACAAUCAAUUGAAUCACACGAUUUGAAAAAAGAUUUGAAUAAUUUUGCCGACCGUUUAGAUAAACUACCAAAUGCUACUCUACUACUUGGGAAUAAACACUUUUAUACAUCCGACUACCAUGUUCAUCGUCGCACAAACUGGACGAGUGCAAUUAAAAUGCAAUCGAUUCGAACGGAACCUGAUGAAUGUGGAAAUGGAGAAAAUUUAAAAGGCGAACAUACAGGUCAAGGAGUACUAAAUCUGUUCACAACUAAUGUUGAUGACUAUGUUUUUCUCUUUCCGUUACUUGAUUGGCAAGCAAUCAAUGGUAUCACAGUUGAACAUGAUAUUCCACUUGAACCUUGUGCGAAUGGACCAUUUGUUUUGAAGCGAUUACCCUUUGUCGGUGGUGUUAGUGAUGGCCUAUAUGGACUUGCGAUGAUGAAUAGUGCCACCCAUAAUUUAACAGCUCAAAGAUCAUGGCAUUUCCAUGAAGACGCUAUCGUUGCACUCGCUACAAAUGUCACACUGACCUCACCUAAUAUAGCAUGGACAACACUUGCCAGUCGUCGAUUGACAACAGGUCAAAUUGCAGUAGGCUUUUUCAACUCGACUGUUGCUAUUCUAUCCGAUGGAAAUCAAUCUUUUCCGUGUUUUACGAACACAAGCUCGAAUGUGCAAUGGAUUCACAUUGGCGAAACGGAUUUCGGUUACAUUUUACCAGAAGAAUUAUGUUCAACUGUAGGCAUCGAUGUAGGAAUAAAAACCGGUAACUAUAUCACUAUUGGUGCUUUUAAUUCCACUGUAACAGCUCGUACUCUAACAAUCUGGUUAGACCAUGGAAAAGGACCCUUCAAGCUAGAUUAUAGUUACAUGAUAUUACCCAAUAUUUCACUUGAAUCAAUGCCACAAAUUAUCAAACAGUACACGGAAGAGCAAGUAUUUUCAUGCAUUUCAACAAACAAUUAUUUUCAUGGAACUGUUUGGCCUUCAUUAAAACGUGCAUCGUUUGUUCUAUGGGAUAACAUUACGACGACAUUUUCAUGUAAAAGUUCACUUUUCACAAUUAAUAUACAACUGAAUGAUGCAGGUGCUUAUUUGUUCAGUGAGACUGACGUGGACUUCACUAUCACUGCUUCUCAUCCAAUUCGAGUGAAUGCUUCUGUUAAAGUGACAAUAGAUCGUGUUGGUUAUGGCGAGGGGUGCGCAGCCGCGUUCGAUACGAAUCCACCGGCUACAAACGUAACAUUGGUGUUACCGACAUCGUCUCAGCUAUUGGGUGCCUCAGUGACGACGAAGUGCAAUAAAUCAGGUGUUAAAAUCCCACAAUGA
Molecule: messenger RNA, 2190 nt
Organism: Rotaria socialis
Lineage: Eukaryota; Metazoa; Rotifera; Eurotatoria; Philodinida; Philodinidae
Source: the annotation of a GenBank genome assembly